Cryptomeria japonica (Japanese cedar) is the source of this 1974-nucleotide messenger RNA. Its product is annotated as putative AP2/ERF and B3 domain-containing protein Os01g0140700. Gene Ontology annotation, molecular function: DNA-binding transcription factor activity; DNA binding. Lineage: Eukaryota; Viridiplantae; Streptophyta; Pinopsida; Cupressales; Cupressaceae. The coding region runs from base 357 to 1676 and encodes 439 amino acids. The record is from RefSeq and is a predicted model, not a curated record. The transcript has 3 exons. Gene Ontology annotation, biological process: regulation of DNA-templated transcription.
UGUUUAUAUAUAUCAUCGCUGGGAGUAGGCUGAAUUGUGGUGUGAAGGUGUGCUAACCUAAUUUGCCAAUUGCUAUGAAUAGAUACAACUAGUUAUAAUAGGUAGUAAUCCAACAAGUGGGCGCGGUCAAAUUUGUAGCUUUAUUUGGUAGAAAGAAUAUUUAUUUCCAAAUUCUUUUUAUACUCCUUGUUUCCUCAUAUCAAGCAGUAUAAACACUGAAUCCUUGUUCAAAGCAGCAGGGUUUCAGCUGAGUUCAAGUGUUUCUUCUUGUGUACAACGUCAGUGUGCAUUUAUAAUCUUGUGAGAGCAUCAGUAGGAGUGCUGUCUUCUGAGCAUACGUCGAGCAAUCUUGUGGAAUGAAAGAGGAAAUUAUGUCUGAGAGUCGUGUGGCUUUGGCUGUGGGACCACCACUACUCGAGGGAUGGCAGGGGAAUGCAAAUUCAUGUGGGCAAGUUGGGCUGAGCUUAGGCAGUUCCUCCUCCACAGAAAUACUGAAGAACAUGGAGGAGCGUUCAACCUCGACACUCACUGCAAACGGCAAAGAUGUUCACCACUCAUCCAUCAUUUCCCUGGGACUGGAACGAAUGGACAGCGGAAUAAGCGUGCAAUCCAGUACGGACUCAGAGAACAACACAGAGACGAUAUGGAAGAGGCUCCCAUCCUCCCAUUACAAAGGCGUAGUCCCUCAGCCAAACGGGCGCUGGGGAGCCCAAAUAUACGAAAAACACCAGAGGGUAUGGCUCGGAACCUUCGAUAAGGAAGAAGAAGCCGCCAGGGCAUACGACGCUGCCGCCUUCAGAUUCCGCGGCCGCGACGCCGUCACGAACUUCAUCCCUUUCGAUGACACCCACCCGGAGGCCAUCUUCCUCCUCCGCCACUCCAAAGCCCAAGUCGUAGAAAUGCUGAGAAAACACUCGUACCAAGACGAGCUCCACCGUUCCUCCAAGUGCACCAACACAGUGGAGCCCAAAGACAGAGGCUCAAAAUCCAAGGCUUGGGUUGAGUUACUCCCUCGCGAGCACCUGUUCGACAAGGCCGUGACGCCCAGUGACGUGGGGAAGCUGAACAGGCUGGUGAUUCCGAAGCAGCACGCCGAGAAAUGCUUUCCUCUGCGCACCGCCGGGACCGGUGUCCUGCUCAAUUUCGAAGACCCCAAGGGUAAAACGUGGCGGUUUCGAUACUCGUACUGGAACAGCAGCCAGAGCUACGUUUUCACCAAGGGCUGGAGCCGCUUCGUUAAGGAGAACUGCCUCCGGGCCGGGGACGUCGUCAGAUUCCAACGCAGCAUUGCCACCGGCGGUGCCGGUCACCUCUACAUCGCUUUCCGCCGUCGAGCAGAGAUUCCGAUGCCACAUGUCGGUGCCACCCUUGGGAUGGAGAUCCAAAUGUCGUGUUCAGGCUACUACCGGUGCUUGCACGUGUUCUGCCCACCGCCGCCAGUUCUGCAAACGGCGGUCGCACGCAGCUGGAAUCCCUUUCCACCGGGCCCGCCAGUGACGUUGGCGUCAGAUGACGGGAAUUUGUCCCCACCGGAGUGCAUGGAGCUUUCGUCCUCUUCCACUGUUAUGCUGUUCGGAGUCGAUCUGAGUGGAUCUUCGUCCUCCACAUUAAAUCUUUUUCCGUCAAGUACUGAGGGGGAACAAAGCUCGAGGAUGUUAAAGGCGGCGAACCCAUGACUGUCUGAAUUUCCAUUAAAGGCUGUAAGCUUUCUUCUUUGCAAAUUGCCAUGAAAGGCUUACAAUGAUUAAACAGAUUUUAAGUCACACAAAUGAUUCUCAUCGGAAUUCUGGAAUAUGUCAUUGCAGAAUUCGUAACAUUGUCGAUGCAUUAUAUCUGUGUACAGUAUUAACUGUUCAUGUAAUCUCUCUUGUUUGCAAAUUGCCAUGAAAGGAUGUACAGUGAUUAUCAGAUUUUAAACCACACAAAUGAUUUAAACUUAUGCUGGUACGAAAAAAAUGCUCACCUUCAAAUUCA